GAAUACUGUCACCUGUCAUUUUAAUAUUUCAUUGGCCUAGAUCGUGAUUUUGAUAUAGUUUUGGAUGAUAACUCAGGCCUGAUUUUGCUUAAUCAAUGCAUUUUAUUCUUUCUGAGACAGACUCUGUCCUUAAAGAGCUGGAGGGCCUGCUCAGUGACGCAAGUGUUGCUGAUUCCACCCCUGAGAUAAGCUCUCAAACAGCCGCCAGUGACUGGAAACUGAGGAACACUGCCUCAUCUGAGAGGUGGAAGGAAGCCAGACCUCAGCUUUUAGACAAUAUGCUGAGACAAAACUGCAUAAAACCACGGCUCUGUCAAAGAUGCCAGAAGACAGAAUCCAUAAUUAGAUGUGCUGAAUGUAUGCCUAUGCAAUACUACUGUAGUGAUUGUGAUGUAAUUUACCACGAGUCCAAAGCACUACACAAUCGGACAUCUAGGAUCAAUGGCUUCCACAUGCCUCUUCCCCCAACAGUUGUGGUGAUGAGCGAUGCAGAGGGCAAUUAUUCACAUCAAACAUGCGUUAGAAUAUUACCAAUGGAAUUACCACAGCAAAUCUGUAGUUGUCCUGCAGAGAGGACGACUGUAAUCCCUGGUCGGUCUGUGGUGUUUGUCAACAUGAAAGGGCGGUAUGAUCUGUCCCUUCCAGAGCUGCACUGUGGAGGCUGCUCUGCAAGCUGGACACCAGCAUUACAUGAUGUUCAGAUAAGUGGCUACUGGCCUGCUUCUAUUCAUUUCUGCACACUAUUUGAUGUGGCAGUUUUUCGUGGCUUCAAGGAAAUGAAGUUGGCAGCACCAAGUAAUUCUCGCCUGACUUAUAUAAGAAUGCUAGAAGCUCAAACAAGAGAAAGUGGCAGGACUGGUAAAGUGUGCUCUGACACUUUCUACAAGAGCUUCAUGGAGUGGGUGAUUGUCUCUGACAUGGUGGACAGGUUGUGUUUGGAGGAGCCAUUUACCUGUCCAGCCUGUACUCCACAAAUGUUAGCUGUGUCUGUGGAUGGAAACCGGAAGCCUUACCGCUUCAGAAAGGAUGCACACUCUGAUGGAAAGGGUUACUUUGAUGGUGUGCUUCUCUGUCGAGAUGAUGAGGUAGCAGCGUUUGUGGAAGACAUACAAAAGAGGGCAAAGCAUGUACCAGGAAAAGGGGUCUGUGGCAAAUCUCUACUGAAAGCAGCCAAAGAGACCUCAAACAAGAGAAAUAGCUCCAACCUUGAUGAGCAGGGUCUAGAAGUAGCUGUUUGCCGUCAUGGCAUUAUUCUCCGUGCCUUGAAUAUGUACAGGGGUGAAAUCUUCGCCUACCCAAUGUUUCUUCAAAAGGAGGUGGCAGCCAUGAAUUCGCCAGUCUUCUUUUGUAUGGAUGUUGUCUGUAAAUACUGGCCAUAUAUCACAAGAAUAUCUGAAAUCUGCCCAGAGUACAAUCAACUCACCACAAUGAAGCCCUUGCUGUCUGUGCUCCAUGCCAAAGCGCAUGGAAUAAAGUGUGAGAUAAAGUGGGGAGGAAGCAGUCAAGAUGGAGCUGGUUCCACCUUAGGAGAAGAAGUGGAAAUGGUCAACUCCUUCCUCUCCCGGACUGCCAUAAAUACCAAGUUCAUGAGUAAAGGAGCCCGCACAGACAUGCUUACUGUCCAGGUCAUGGCCUGGAAUAGAAGAAAGGUGGAGAAUAUGUGUGACACCUUAUGCAAACGACUUCUUAAGACACAGCAGAAUCUUCAGAGGGAGAGGCAAAGCCUUGAGACCCUCAAGAGUGAGAUGUCUCCCAAUGAAGGGACCGUACAUCAGUGGGUCAGAGAUGUCCAGGAGUGGGCUGAACACGAACUCCCUGUGGACUGA
Messenger RNA from Melanotaenia boesemani (Boeseman's rainbowfish), 1826 nucleotides. RefSeq lists its product as uncharacterized. The transcript is spliced from 12 exons. The coding region runs from base 96 to 1826 and encodes 576 amino acids. The record is from RefSeq and is a predicted model, not a curated record. NCBI's taxonomy places the organism in Eukaryota, Metazoa, Chordata, Actinopteri, Atheriniformes, Melanotaeniidae.